Aphidius gifuensis is the source of this 498-nucleotide messenger RNA. RefSeq lists its product as uncharacterized. NCBI's taxonomy places the organism in Eukaryota, Metazoa, Arthropoda, Insecta, Hymenoptera, Braconidae. Bases 1 to 498 code for a protein of 165 amino acids. The record is from RefSeq and is a predicted model, not a curated record. The transcript has 2 exons.
AUGGACAAUUUAAAACAACCCAAACUAAUGAGCAUGGAUGGAGACUUGGCUCUAAACUGGAAAAAAUUUAAACAAGCAUUUGAAUUAUACUUACUGGCUUCGGGAGGUUCUACAAAAGAUGAAAAAAUUCAAGUAGCAGUAUCUGAUGAGGAAAAGAAAGUAUUGAAAACAUUAUUGGACAAAUUUGAAGCAUACUUUAAACCAAAAACAAAACCAAGUCUAGAAAGACUUAAAUUUAACAUAAGGGGACAAGCAAGAAACAAAAGUUUUCAUGAAUUUUUGAAAGAUCUGAAAAAAAUUGCAGCAUCUUGUGAUUUUGGAACAUUAAAAGACAGCCUAAUUAAAGACAGGUUAGUUUGUGGUGUUAAAGACAAGCGUAUAAAAGACAAGCUGCUUCGUGAAGACGACAUGACAUUGGAAAAAGCUGUAACAAUCUGCAAGGCAGCUGAAUUAACUGAAAAACACUUGAAAGAUAUCUACGAUCAAGUGCAUCAGUAG